Molecule: messenger RNA, 1899 nt
Organism: Ornithodoros turicata
Lineage: Eukaryota; Metazoa; Arthropoda; Arachnida; Ixodida; Argasidae
Gene: Nmnat
Product: nicotinamide/nicotinic acid mononucleotide adenylyltransferase 1-like
Exons: 8
Coding region: 262-1038 (258 amino acids)
Biological process (GO): NAD+ biosynthetic process
Molecular function (GO): nicotinate-nucleotide adenylyltransferase activity; nicotinamide-nucleotide adenylyltransferase activity
Source: RefSeq, a predicted model, not a curated record
AUACAUAUACUAUCCUACACAAGGCAAGGAGGCAUGCAUUCGUCGUUGAAGACCACGGCAACGUUUCACAACUCCACGUAACAUCAUGCCAAUCAUGCAAGCAGCGCACAUCUUGUUCACGCGUUAGGGUUACAAGCGUACCGAGAAUCGGUAUGCACUUUAGUAUGACGUUUGCGCUUUUGCAGUGCAAUGGUUUCUGUGGUGCACGGUGGUGGAAUGGUUCGGAUCGGCAGCGUUGUCUCACAUUAAAACGUAAUCAAAAUGCCGCGAAAAGUUGUGCUCGUAGCGUGUGGCUCGUUCAACCCAAUAACCAACAUGCAUCUUCGAAUGUUUGAGCUGGCGAGGGACCACCUGCGCUCAACGUGCAACUAUGACGUUACCGAAGGAAUUAUUUCCCCAGUGAGUGAUGCUUAUUCAAAAAGAGGACUGGUUUCUGCUCAGCACCGAUGUGCCAUGGUCAACAUAGCCGUCCUCACAAGCGACUGGAUAAGGUUAGACGCAUGGGAAAGCAGUCAAGGAAAGUGGACAGAAACAAAGGCCGUUCUGCAGCAUCAUCAAGAUGCUCUCUCAGGAGAGACUGACCAGAAACGAGUGAAGCGGAGAAGAACAGAGAAUAAUAUAAAUGAAUGCCCCGCUCAGGUGAUGCUGCUGUGUGGCGCGGACCUCAUCCAGUCGUUUAACGUUCCUGGCCUCUGGAAAGACUGCGAUAUCGAGUACAUCCUGUCCAAUUUUGGCAUCGUAGUCAUCUCUCGGGCAGGCACAGAUGUUUCUAGGCUCAUAUACGAGUCUGAUGUUCUAAGCCACUACCGGAACAACAUCCAUGUCAUCACUGAAUGGAUUACCAACGAGAUUAGCUCCACAAAGAUAAGGCGAGCAUUACAAAGAAACGAAAGCGUCAAGUACCUAUUACAGGACGGUGUCAUAGCAUACAUCAAAGACCACGGGCUUUACCAGGAGAGGUACUUACCACACGCAGCAAUCAACAACAACAACAACAGCGCCGACGAAGACGAAGACAGUGAAGGGACUGCCGUCUGACAUCGUCCGCCACAGAGUUUUAUCUAGUCAGAAGCUCAUCAUAUUCUCAUGAUUUUUAGUACAAUUUUUUAAGGUCAUUCGUAGAGAAUGGCAUUUUUUUUAGAAGUUUAAUCAUGUAGGGAAGCAAGAAGUUAAUGCUCCCAGAGAUUAUCUCAUUGGACCCCUGGCCAAGUGUGCCAUGUAGAUUUCCCCCCUUUUCUUUCUAGUGUGUAUGUGGUGGUAGUUAUUGUCUUUCUCUAGCAAAUGCAAUGGUUGUUUAGACUGUAUGCAAUCCAGUUAUGUCUAGCUCGCGGUAAACAUUUCAGGUGUGAAAUUUCAUAUGCUGUUGUACUAGUUUUAUUUACAAACAGAUGAGUAUAUGCUUUCCAUGCUAGGAUGUCCCGGCCAGUACAAGUUCUUAAACGCAUCCGCACAAUUUAAAAAAAAAAAAAUUCUGUUGACAAUGUCAUGGACAACAGACUUAUUUUACGUGUACUAACUGGGUUGUGAGAACGUAUGAAAUUUCGGUAAAAUUUAUCUACUUAAGGAAAAAAAAAAGUCUUACUCAAGCAUAUUGUACAUAUGUGUCUGAUCAAGAACGUGCCCACACAUAAAGACUAAUAUGCCAAAGUGACGUUUGGAAGCAUCGUAGAGAGUGUUUUUGAAGUUCUCGAGCAGAAACUGUGGACGUGUCAAAGGAUAUCGUGAAAUGCAGCAAGAGUGUACUUUGUUCUGACCAAGCUUUCAACGAGCACGCUUUCGUAUGUGCCAAAAUGCCCUUUUAAUCCAAACACUUCCACAUAUAUAUAAUUAUAUAUUACAAUGUUAAGAGAAUCAUUGUUUUGCCAUUAAAUAUUGUUUAAGAGCUUCUAGUGCUCUGUA